Molecule: messenger RNA, 2243 nt
Organism: Patiria miniata (bat star)
Lineage: Eukaryota; Metazoa; Echinodermata; Asteroidea; Valvatida; Asterinidae
Product: arrestin domain-containing protein 3-like
Exons: 9
Coding region: 335-1534 (399 amino acids)
Biological process (GO): protein transport
Cellular component (GO): cytoplasm
Source: RefSeq, a predicted model, not a curated record
CACUGCUAAAGGGUCCUAUAGGCCUGCUCAAUUUUUGAGGCAAUUUUCCAUAAUUUUUUCAUGAUUUGGCCAAAUUUUACAAUCCCCGCGAAUGAUAUAUAAAUACCACCAUGAAUGGACUGGUGAAAGUCUAUUGUACGUCCCCUAGUUAGCUGCGCGCGCCGAGUGCAUGUGUCGCACCCACUGAUUUCUAUGGUCGCACCGUCCUCCAUCCGGUAUCCAUGUUAUUGUUAUGAUGGACGUCAAAAAUCCUGGCGACGCCCCGAUGUUUGGGUACGGUUGUUUCCAUUGAAGAUUCCACGUCUGAUGAUAUUGUGCAUGUGGAGCGUUCGUCAUGGCAAAGUUGCAGAUGUUUGAUGUCGUGUUCGACGGCAACGACGCUGGUGUCUACCAUUCAGGAGAAGUCAUCCGGGGCUAUGUGAGAAUUGUGCUUGGAGGAGUCAAGAAUGAUGUCAGGGGCAUUCAAAUCAAGUUCAAAGGCGAGUCUCACACCCAUUGGUCAGAGGGCAGUAGCAAAAACCGUCGACACUACUCGGCCAAGGAGGUCUACUUCAAAGAAAAACUCAUCUGCUGGGGAAAAGGUAAAAACGAUCGCGGCGCAUCGAAGCUGACCCUUGAGUCCGGGGAACAUCGCUUCCCGUUCUCCUUCCAGAUUCCCAACGUCCCGCUGCCGUUUCCGUUCGAGUCGUACGUGGGCUGGAUCCGCUACCGGAUCAUGUGCAAGAUCGACCGGCCCUGGAAGUUCAAUCAUAACACGGAGCGACUGUUCACCGUGGUUGGUUUACCAAUUGACCUGAAUAGCAUGCCUCAUGCCAGAAUCCCUUCUCACCAAGAGUCAACCAAGACAGUCUGCUGCCUGUGCUGCGCCCAGGGCCCGAUCAUAGUCAAAGCUUCCACGGACAAGGGUGCCUACGUGCCGGGAGAGAGUAUCUUUGUGUCGGGCACGAUCGAAAACAACACCAGCCGAGAAAUCGUUGAUAUUACGUACAAGCUAGUUCAGUAUGUCACGUACUUCUCCAGCGGCGGCCACAAGACCAGGCGGGUGACUACCAUCGUUAAAGAUAAAGCUCCAGGAUGUAGGAGAAGGGAGGUGGCCCGCCUGAAUUGGAAGCCUCUCGUCUUACCUCCUAUUCCUCCGACUGGGCCCCAGGGGUGCAACAUCAUCAAGAUUGAGUAUCUGGUUCAGUUUGAAGGUGACGUCAGUAACACCCCAUUGGAUGCUGAGGUGAAGUUGCCUGUUUUUAUAGGGACAGUGCCUCUUUACCAGACUCAGUACCCGGAUCCAUCCGCUGUUGUGAGCGAACAGCCGUCGUCUAGCGCUGCAACUGCGCCACCCCCGAGUUACCAAGUCGCCAUGGAAGGACUCCAGGAGAUUCCCAGCAAGAGUGGCCACGACUACACCUUUGGUAAACUCAUGUACGCCCCUCAAUACCCGACCUACAAUCUGCCGGCGAGUGCCCCAACCUGGGACCCUGCUCACCCGCCUCAGCAAGCAGGGCCAGGGAGCUAUCCUGAGUAUCCUCAGAAAUAUUGAAAAAUGGAUCAACGUCUAUGUCUUGUGACUUCUGCAUGCCUGUUGAAUUAAACUUGUUGUGCCUACAUGUGUCAGUGGGUGGUCUUGCCAGCAAUUCGUGUCUGAAACUUUUAAUUAUUCCUGAACUUUUUUUUAGAUGUCACAUUAUUUUUGUAUGUAGUAGCAACAGUUAGUGGAAUCAUUACAACAAUUUCGUGUCUUCAACUUGUAAUUUAUUCUUUUUGCCUGUUUUCUUGACAAGCAGUACUGAUGUAAGAGUAAAAGAACACACCAUAAUUAUGGACACUAUAGUCCAUGUAAAGAUGGUUGGUAGGGUUUGUGAAAGGGAAAAUGAUUUGAGAGUGGCCAGUUUAAAAGCCUUGCAUAAAGAUGUUGUAAAUAGGCCGAUGUUUGCAUGAAUGUUGCAUAAAUAUUAGUAGCGAAUGGGAGGUUUGCGGUGACACCAUGUGAAUGAUAUAUCUUUAAUAGUGAGUUGUGUGGUUCUGAGAAGAACCAGUUGGUUUUACUUGAGGUUUCGAACAGUGUGCUCUGCUCGUCAUCAAGUAAGUGACUGCACAUACGUUACCUUUGCGAUCCGAGGCAAUUUCUGACCACUUCAACCAAAUGUUUGGGGGUUUUUUUGAGGAAAAGAUAGUGGUGUACGCAGUGCCUGCCUUUAUUGCGACGUUACUAAAAAAAAACAAAUUGGGUUCGGGGUUUUUUUUUUGGG